Molecule: messenger RNA, 3973 nt
Organism: Cavia porcellus (domestic guinea pig)
Lineage: Eukaryota; Metazoa; Chordata; Mammalia; Rodentia; Caviidae
Gene: Spata2
Product: spermatogenesis associated 2
Exons: 3
Coding region: 435-1994 (519 amino acids)
Biological process (GO): protein linear deubiquitination; protein K63-linked deubiquitination; regulation of tumor necrosis factor-mediated signaling pathway
Cellular component (GO): cytoplasm
Source: RefSeq, a predicted model, not a curated record
ACGGCCAUUUACAGUCCAAAGCAAGAUUCUGCCCGUUCUGUGCUCGCUCGUCUGCGCCUUGCUUUUUUGUCUGCCACCAUUUCUAGUCACUGCAGUCUCCGGGCAUCUCUCUCUGCCCGGGGGCAGCGCGCAGCCGCGGCCUAACCUCCUUUCGGGCCCGCCCCCGGGAAGUCACUUCCGGCCCGAGUGCUUCCGGGUCGCCGCUGGCCCCCGGGUACUGGUCUCUGUACCCUGCUGCCGGCCGGAGAGCGGAGAGCCCAGCGGGGCCCGGCCCGGGCGGCGGCCGCGCCUCCCGUUUGCGUCCUUAUCGGGGCGCCCUCGGCGGCAGUCGGGAGCACCGCGCUGGUCCAGCAGGCAGCAUGUCAGGGCUUUUGGUGAUAUCCCUGCCUGCCACCGAGAAGCCAUGGAGGAGAUGAGGUAGCCUCCUGGAUCAGAUGGGGAAGCCCAGUUCAAUGGAUACAAAAUACAAGGAUGACUUAUUUCGGAAGUAUGUGCAGUUCCACGAGGGCAAAGCGGACACCACUCCCAGCAAGCAGCGGCCUGGCGGCGAUGAGUACCUCCGCGUGGCGGCUUCGACCCUGCUCAGCCUGCACAAGGUGGAUCCCUUUUAUCGAUUCCGGCUGAUCCAGUUCUAUGAGGUGGUGGAGAGCUCCCUGCGCUCGCUGAGCUCCUCCAGCCUGCGGGCUCUGCACUGCGCCUUCAGCGUGCUGGAGACGGUGGGCAUCAACCUCUUCCUGUACCCGUGGAAGAAGGAAUUCCGAAGCAUCAAGACCUACACAGGCCCUUUCGUUUACUAUGUCAAGUCCACGCUACUGGAAGAGGACGUCCACACCAUCCUGAGCUACAUGGGCUAUGAGCCUGAGCUGGGGACUGUGUACAAGCUCAAGGAGCUUGUGGAGAGCCUCCAGGUGAAGAUGGUCGCCUUCGAGCUCUUCCUGGCCAAGGUGGAGUGUGAGCAGAUGCUGGAGAUUUACUCGCAGGUGAAGGACAAGGGCUACUCUGAGCUGGACGUCGUGAACGAGCGCAGGAGCAGUACAGAGGAUGUGCGCGGCUGUUCUGAUGCCCUGCGGCGGCGGGCCGAAGGCCGGGAGCACCUGACCACUUCCAUGGCCCGAGUGGCGCUCCAGAAGUCGGCCAGCGAGCGGGCGGCCAAGGACUACUACAAGCCCCGCGUGACCAAGCCCUCCAGAUCUGUGGAUGCCUAUGACAGCUACUGGGAGAGCAGAAAGCCGCCCCUAAAGGCCUCGCUGAGCCUGCGGAAGGAGCCGGGGGCCGAUCUGGGGGAGGACCUGCAGGACGAGAUCAUCCGCCCGUCCCCAUCGCUCCUGACCAUGUCCAGCUCACCCCACGGCAGCCCCGAUGACCCUCCUCCCACCUCCCCCAGCAACGGCCUCGGGCUGCUGCGCAGCACCUACUUCUCCGCUCAGGACGAUGUGGACCUGUACACCGACUCGGACACCAGGGCUGCGUACCGCAGGCAGGACGCUCUGCGGCCGGACGUGUGGCUGGUUAGGAACGACGCCCACCCCGCCUACCACAAGCGCUCGCCCCCCGCCAAAGAGUCUGCCCUCUCCAAGUGCCCAAACUGCGGCCUGGCCUGUAGCGCUCCCCUCUGCCAGCGCUGUGACAGCCUGCUUGCCGGCCCCCCGACCCCCAAGGCCAGCGCCUUCCCCAUCAAGGCUGCCGCCCUCGACAGCCUGGGCCACGGGGCACCUCUGCGGGAGAAGCACUCGGGCCAGGCUCAGGCCCUUGACCGGCUGCCACCCUUGCACUCCAAGUCCAAGCCGUCCACAGCAGCCACCUCGCGCUGUGGCUUCUGCAACCGCCCAGGUGCCACCCACACCUGCACCCAGUGCUCCAAAGUCUCCUGCGACACCUGCCUCAGCGCCUACCCUUACGAUCCCUGCUGCAAGAAAAGCGAGCUGCACAAGUUCAUGCCCAACAGCCAGCUGAACUACAAGGCCACGCCGUUCUCCCACCUCGUGUUCAGAUAGGCCCCGGCACCUCCCGCUCCAAGGGCUACCCCUGACCUCCAGUUCCUUGCAAAGGCGCACUAACGCAUCCAGCAGAAGCGGAGGCCUGGACCUGACCGUGGAGGUGGCGGGGAUCCGGCUGGCUGCACCUGUUUGGGAGUCCACUUAGGGCCUCCUUUCAGCCGACCAGGAGAGGUGGCACUUAUUCCGCGCAGCUUUGCUGAUCUCCGCACUCCCUGUUCAGUUGAGUUUGGGUUCCGUUUGGUUUUGCUCUUUCCUCUGAGGAGGAUUCUCUCUCCGGGGUCCCCCCCACCCCCCGCAGUGAGACGGAAAGGCCCCUGCGGUCCCCUCCAGAUGCCCACCUGCAGCAGCGAGCUAGAGGCCUGUUGGCUCGGGAAAUGAGCCCUCCUGCCACACUGGGCCUCUCCUGACGGCUCACCCGCUGGCCAUGCGUCCCGAAUGCAAGGAUCCCAGCCAGGCUCCUGGCCCCCCAACCUUCCUGCCCCUCCCCGAGUCAGAGGUGAGGGGCGAGGCCGGUGUUGCCCAGUGUCCUCAGGGCGUUGCCACCGCAACUGUGUCAGCCAGGGUGUCUGCGAGCCUCCCCCGACACGCUGGGACCGGACUCCGCAGCAGGACCGACCUCUGUCCCUCUCUGUUGUUUGCACAUGUCCCUCUUACUGUACUGUACAUAGAUAUUUUUGAGAUUUAUUUUUAAAUAAAUAUUCAACUUGCUAUGUGUUUCAAUGAAAGUGGUUAAAAGUUAAUUAUGUAGCUAUUUAUAAAGACGCCCUGGGUUCUCAGUCUUCCAGGGGCGGCCUCGUGCCCUUCGCUGUUGUGUCCUCCACUCCCCAGGGUGGGGUGGAGCCCGCGACCGCUUUGCUCCAGUCGGGGGAGAGCCACUGUCCUGCCGCAGGACCUCGAUACACCUACCUCCAGGGCGCACUCGCACUCGGGCGGGGUUAGCGGGGGACUGAGGUCUGGCCCAUGGACUGCGACGACGACCGGUGGCGGUUCCAGGACCUCGCCCCUCGGAUGACAGCCCUGGUCUUGCACCCCAGACUUCCCGGACUCGUCCAGGAGGAAGUCCGCGGGGCUCCCGCUGCCCAGUCCCCGGGUUCCCAGCACUCACCUGCAGCGGCGCUGUCCACUCCUUUGCACUAACAGCGGGCAGCUGCCGGUGCGCCCCUCGCCUCCGCCUCCUGACCGAAGGCCCUGCGUCCCCGUGGGAGUCACGAGAUCAGGAUUUCCCUCUUGGGGUCAGAACAGGAGUGGGGCAACGAUCAGAGAACGAGCUGCCUCCUUGUGAACUUCUGUUUUAGCCAUAAUUGUCUGAGCUGCACUCUCGGCUGGGAAUUUCUGCACCGCGGGGUUUCUGGGAAGAAGAAGCGUUCAGCUCCUGAGCGGGUUUGAAUCUGGCUGAACCUGAGGCCACUGUGAAUUUGCCGAUGUUCUUCCAACUCAGUCGAGUGGUUUUAAGGUUUUCCAAAUCUUCUACGGCCCCUUUUUAUAUCUCUCUGGAAGAUCCCGUGUAGAUAAACAGUGUGUAUAUAGAGUUGAGUCCCAGCGACUUUGUUACUGAGGACCAGCCUGUCGGGCAUCCAUCGUGCUGUGCUUCCUUCUCACGUUUCGGAACUGGGACGCCUGACCCACUUGAGAGCUCUAGUUUUCUAGUUUCCCAUUUCUAGAUCACUCAACAUUACAGUAACUUAGCUCUUCACCAACUGUGAUGCCACAUCAUUUACGGUGGGCAAAUUUGUCCUAAAAAACCAAGUCUAGUGUACCUGCCAUCAUGGAAAUACUGUGUUCAUAGACGGGAGUAGGAGUCCUGCGGCCACCCUCCUCCUCGCUGUGUAUCUUACUGUAUGGGGCUGCUGUGAUUAAGGUAGUUAAGUAUAUGCUAAUUUAAAACACAGAUGUUCUGCAUUUGAUUCCUACCCAGAGUUGAAAUGUUGAGAGAUGAUUUUAAAAUAUAAUAAAAGUGUCUUCCAUUGUUAAAUGAA